Alternaria alternata is the source of this 1203-nucleotide messenger RNA. Its product is annotated as DNL zinc finger domain-containing protein. Gene Ontology annotation, cellular component: mitochondrion. Gene Ontology annotation, molecular function: protein-folding chaperone binding; zinc ion binding. The transcript is spliced from 2 exons. NCBI's taxonomy places the organism in Eukaryota, Fungi, Ascomycota, Dothideomycetes, Pleosporales, Pleosporaceae. Gene Ontology annotation, biological process: protein import into mitochondrial matrix; protein folding; protein stabilization. The coding region runs from base 256 to 864 and encodes 202 amino acids. The record is from RefSeq and is a predicted model, not a curated record.
AACACAGUACAGCGAAGGUGACGACAAAGGAAUGGCACAUGUGGCGGCCGACGCGAGUGAUGGUGAGGUUCAGGUCUCGGACUUGUUGCGGGCGGCUGGUCCCCGCUGAACGGAAGCACGCCGUCGUCAUGGCUUGGCACUCGGUCAAUUAUUCUUUGCCCGUCGCACUGCCGUUCGUCAUACUUGAUACCUCGUCAUACCCACCAUCUUUGUAUAUCGCUGUCUUUUGAGUCGUUCUCAUCAGAAAUACCCGCCAUGCGCUCCUCUUCUUCUUUGUUGCGCGGCAUUGUCCGAAGCACUGCGCCUUCGACUGCACGACUUUCCCACGCCGAGCGAAUCCCAGCGCCCGCAAAGCGCCUCUUUCACACACCGCGAACGUCAGCUGCCAUACGCCCUUCGCCGAUACUAUCACGAGCGCGUGUACCCCCCACAGUCCGCUUUGAGUCAAAUGAAGCUUCUCCAACAUCGACCACUGCGCCGGACUCACGACUAGAACGCGAACAAGUCCCGUCAUACGAACUCACCUUCACAUGCAACGUCUGCAAGACACGGUCGUCGCAUCGCUUGUCUAAACAAGGAUACCAUCAUGGAACUGUCUUGAUCCAAUGUCCGGGCUGCAAGAACAGGCAUCUGAUUGCAGAUCAUCUCAAGGUAUUCUCAGAUAAAUCCGUCACAAUCGAAGACCUUAUGCGGGAGAAAGGCAGCCUAGUCAAGAGAGGCUCUCUGAGUGCAGAAGGCGACGUUGAAUUCUGGGACGACGGCAGCACCACUCCCCGCUCUGCACAAUUCCACGCCGAAUCGAAACCUAAGGGCGACAACCGCCUCGCCGAGCAGCCCGAUCCAUCGAAGCCCUCGCAAGACUAAACGUUACGCAUCCGAGAUAGACGCAUACACCUAGCGGCAUAUUCGAUUAUCCGUACAACAUCUGGCAGCCUGUAUAAUAUUGUUUGAAUACCACUCAGGAGUUUUCGUUCCAAAUCAAGAAGUCCAGGUUACUAAGUACAGUUCAAUCACGCAUAGCCCCGGCAUCAUUUUGUCUGCGCGCGCAAAGAAGUUCUACAGUGUCGCUAGGAUUACUUCCGCCGAAGACCUCGCUUCCUUACAAUAGCAUAUCUACAUCCACCGCCUCCCGUCUCUUUACCUCGAGUUUCACCAUCGGAUCGACGACCUUGUAUACACCCAAUUGUAGUGACCCUACCUCAU